UGCGAAGGGCUUGGCGGCCGGCAGAGACGCGGGAGGCCAGCGAUGGCCGCGGAGGGGGAGCGCCGGGGUCCGGCUGCCGGAGGCCGAAGGAAGGCGGUAGCGGGGGAGCGGCGCCCCUUGUCGAGCGCACGCCAUGUCUGCCACACCUGUCCGCCCCGCCGCCGCCGCCGCUGCCCAGCAAGAAGUGCUCAACAGUCACGUGUUGCCAGUGACUACUGCAUUGGACCGUGCAGUGCCAGACGGGGAGGCAGAAGAGAAAUCAGUGGAUUCUACGUCAAGUGGCGAAAAGGCAGGUGGUGCCAGCACCUUGGGAGCCUAUUGAAAGCAGAGCACCUCACACACGGUCUCGGCAGCUGCCCAGUAACGAGAACGCUGUGGCAGGAGAGCUUUGGGGACACCCUAGCAGGCACCGGCGCCCCGGGCCCAGCGCACCUCGGUGUGUUUGAGGACUGCUGCCUGGCGUACCACCGCCGCAUCCGGGGCGCUGUGCUCCGGCACGCCUGGGGCUACCAGCGCCAGGAGGUGACCGGGAGCUGCAAUCUGCCUGCUGUCAUAUUCCACUUCCGCCAGAAAAACAAGAUGGUGUGCGGCGACCCAAAGAACAAAGAGGUGCAGAGGGCCAUGAGGUUUCUGGAUACACGCAAGAAGACCCCCACAAAGCUUCGCCACACCUGGAUGACCUUCCGAGGCUUUCAUGCUGGGAAGAAUUUGAGUCCUGGAACCUCCGAGCUACCAUCGUCCAAGUUGAGUGACCCCACUAGACACGGGAAGAGGAACACCUCCUCCUUCCAGCAGCAGCAAAUCUAGCCACCAAUUCCACUGUGGCCUCUCCAAUUCCGCCUGCAGGUCCCUAAGCCCACACAUCUCCGGGAUCCACAGCGCAAGAGAGACUGGAUCUUUCUCUGCCACAACCGUCACCCUGCAGCCGGGGCUACCACCUGCCCUUCUGUCCUUUGGCCCAGCUCCUAAUCCCUGUGCCUGCUGCCCCUGUUCACCACCCUCACCACCUCCUGCCCAUGGGCAGCUGGCAGGAGGAAGCUGGCUUCAUUUUAAGCCACUAGCUGUUGCAGAGACCAGAGUCAGCCUUGGGCAGUGACUGUGGCAGAGACGUGUCCUGGGGUUACACCUCCUGCCUGGAGCUUCUUGCCACCCACCCUGAGCCAUGCAUGCCUGUGCAUCCUUCUGGGUCCUUAUAAAGCCCCGGGUGGGUCCAAGCAUGCCCCUGCAAGACUGUUGCUUUUCUAUGACUUUAUAAACCUUUAUAACAAUA
Microcebus murinus (gray mouse lemur) is the source of this 1270-nucleotide messenger RNA. The record is from RefSeq and is a predicted model, not a curated record. NCBI's taxonomy places the organism in Eukaryota, Metazoa, Chordata, Mammalia, Primates, Cheirogaleidae.